AUGUUCACAACACCUACCCAACGGCUUUUAUCGCAUUUAUUGCCUACUGCUCAUUCCUCUCCUUCUUGUUGUCUUUGUGGUGAUGUUGAGGACAUUUAUCACUUGUUUUUUCGCUGUCCUGUCAAAUUUAUCUAUUGGGACCACCUUAUUCGAGAAUAUUUAUGGCCUGGCACUACUAUUGACCAUAUAUAUGAAGCUCUUAACUGCCUCAACUUUAGGAAAAUUCAAGUACUGACUUCGUGCCCUAUUUCUUCGCCUAUGCUCCUGAUCAUAGCAAUCUCUGAAGUGUGGAAGGCUCACUGGCUCCACGUCUUUCAUAAUGUUCCUUUUUCUCCUCUCGCUGUCUUCCGCUCAUGUCGAUUAGCAAUUCAACGCUGUCAUGAAGAAGACACUUUUGUCGACGAGUAA
Gilbertella persicaria is the source of this 408-nucleotide messenger RNA. RefSeq lists its product as uncharacterized. The record is from RefSeq and is a predicted model, not a curated record. Lineage: Eukaryota; Fungi; Mucoromycota; Mucoromycetes; Mucorales; Choanephoraceae. The coding region runs from base 1 to 408 and encodes 135 amino acids. The transcript has a single exon.